GGUGCCACAGGUAUGUAUUCUGUAAGCUGGAAUUUCCCGACGGUUUUUUAAGAGGACUUGGAUCGGUCCUCGUUAUGCCUCAGUCCGAGGUUUGACUUCAAGCCCAGCGGAUCGGUCCUUAGGGGUUUUAGCAAGAUGUCGUUCUUCAACUCCUUCGAGAAUUUCCUGGACAACCUGACCGACCGAUUUCGGCAUGACCUCGAAGUCAACCGCCGCGAGGACAGGGAGAUCGAGAGAGCGGACGAGCUCAACGAAUCAACUAAUGAAGUGGACGCAGCGACGCAGACCCCCAAGGUCCUGAGCGUGGACUUCCAGGCCAAACCGAACGCCGUCAACCACUUCUGCGAUAAGUACGAGAUCGUCGAGCGGCAGCAGGCGGCCAUCGUCCUUCGCAGGGGGGGGAGCUUCACCAUCGAGGUGGAGUUCAACCAGGAGCUGGAGCUGAAGAAGACCCAUGUGGUGAAGCUCUAUUUUUCUUUCGGUCAGCGUCCGAGCGCAGCGAAGGGAACCCAGGCUGCCCUUCAGGUCUCAGGCAAGAAACUCUUCGACAAGAACCAUGAGGAGUGGGACGUGCGCGUGGACGGGGUAAACGGGAAGAAAAUCACCUUCGAAAUUCAGAUCCCCACCGACGCCCCCGUGGGUGUUUGGAAUCCCGCGGUGGAGGUGAGUCUCAGGGCCACCUCCGACUCGGCCCGACAUCUCCACCGCUCCGACAUGCAUAUCUAUAUUCUCUUCAAUCCCUGGAACAAGCACGACGGGACAUACAUGUCGGACGAAGAGAAACGAGACGAAUACGUUCUGGCUGACGUAGGAAAGAUCUGGGUGGGCAACUACCCCUACCCCCACGGCCGCCCCUGGGUCUACGGGCAGUUCGACGACGCGGUGCUGCCGGCGAGCGUGCUGUUGCUCGAGAGAUCGGGCAUCCCGCCGGAGGCUCGUGGCGACCCCAUUCGCGUGUCCAGAGCCAUCUCUAAGAUGGUGAACAGCAACGACGAUAACGGCGUGAUCGUGGGUCGUUGGGACGGCAAGUACGAAGACGGGAAGUCCCCCUCGUCGUGGUCAGGCUCCAUCAAGAUCCUGGAGGAGUACAUCAAGAGCAAGCGCCCGGUCCGCUACGGCCAGUGCUGGGUCUUCGCCGGAGUUGUCAACACAGUGUGUCGUGCUCUCGGUCUGCCCAGUCGAGUGGUCAGUAACUUCGCCUCAGCCCACGACACCAACUUCUCCCUCACCAUAGACGAAUACGUUGACGAAAAGGGCGACGAGAUCGAUUCCUCAUACCGGGGAGAAGCACCUGGAGGCCUGUACGAUUCCAUCUGGAACUUCCACGUUUGGAAUGACGUGUGGAUGACCCGACCUGACCUGCCACAGGGUUACAGUGGCUGGCAAGUCAUCGACGCAACGCCACAGGAAGCAAGUGAUGGUUCCUUCCAGUGCGGGCCAGCGUCCCACGAGGCCAUCCGCAGAGGUCAAAUGGAAUACAAAUACGACGUGCCUUUCGUGCUGGCCGAGGUCAAUGCAGACGUCGUGCACUGGCAGAAGGACGACAAGGCGCAGGACGGAUUCAAGAAGCUCACCACGAACAAGAGGAGCGUCGGUCGCCAGGUGCUGACCAAGAAGGUAGGACCCGCAGUCGGUUUAUUCAACGACGACAAGGAAGACAUAACGCUGGAAUACAAGCCUAAGGAAGGUACAACGGCAGAGAGGGUCACACUCCUAACGGCUGCCCGAAGGACCCGCGCUGCCAGACACGCCUUCCGUCUCAUGUCCCAGGAAGUAGAUGACGUUGAAUUUACUCUCGAGGACAUAGUGAAAGUGCCCAUUGGCGAAGGAUACACUGUAACACUCAAUUGCAAGAACGUUAGCGAGGCCAAGAGAACCGUGAGUGUGGUAAUGAACUGCACCAGUAUGUACUACACAGGCGCCCCCGCUUACCCGAUAAAGCGCCGUGAGGGAGAAAUCGUCCUCGAAGUUGGAGAAACCAAGAACAUGACCAUGGAAGUGACGUACGGUGACUAUUACGAGAAACUGGUCGAACACGCCAUGGUAAAGAACGUGGCGAUUUGCACCGUGGCGGAAACCUCUUAUGCGUGGGUGGGCGACGAUAGCAUGGAGAUACAGAAGCCGGAUAUCAAGAUCGAGAUCCUGUCGGAGGCCAAGGAGGGAUUACCUCUCUCCAUCAGGAUUUCCUUCACCAAUCCCCUGCCGAUAACCCUCAGGAACUGCGAGCUGGAGGUAGAUGGGCCCGGCCUCCUGCGCCCUAAGACUAUACCGAUCAGCAACGUGGGCCCCAGCGAGGAAAUGGUCUACGAGAUGAAGGUAUACCCAAAGAAACCCAAACACUGCACGCUGGUCGUGACCUUCAACUCCAGCCAGCUGUACAACCUUACGGGGGCAACUCAGGUCACCAUCAAUCCGGCAGAGUGAUAGCGUGGGGAUUUUGUGAGCUGCAAAGGAAGGAUUUUGAAGAAUGCUAUCUCUCCUCCUCCCCCCUCAAAAGAAGGAAAAAUAAAAAAAGGAUAUAUGCUGUUAUUAUUAUUGUUUAUUGUAACUGCUGUUAUUUUUUCACUGAUGACAAAAAAUUGAUAUUCAUUUAUACGCAUUUCCAGGUUAUUCAAGAAUUUAGAAGAAUAUAAGACCAAAGAAAUUGUGUUAUUUUAACUUAUUUAUUAUUAUUUUUUUUUACUGAUUUAUAAAGAUGGCAUUCGAGAAAUAUCUCAUGGCCUUAAUCUUUUUUACAUUGCUGGUUAUUCAUGCAUGAAUUUGUAUUUCCAGAACUUGUUAUUUGAUAAACCUGCUUUAGGCUCUGAUACCAAAUAACUACUCAUAACGGACAGUCGCUCAUACUGACACUUAUUAUAGGAACAAGCUGAUUAGUGCAUUUGGCAUUGCAACCGGGUUAUGUUGGCGAAUUGCAUGGUUUUUACAGCCUGCUUAUGUUGGCAAAUUGCAUGAUUUUCACAGAAUGCUUAUGUUGACGAACUGCAUGAUUUUCACAGCCUGCUUAUGUUGACAUAUUGCAUGAAUUUACAGCCUGCUUGUGCUGGCGAACUGCAUGAAUUUUACUUGUAGUUUAUGGUGGCAGAUUGCAUGAUUUUCACAGCCUGCUUAUGUUUGCUAGCAACAUGAUUUUCACAAGCAGUUCAUGUUGGCGAAUUGGUUGAUUUCAUAACCAGCUGAAGUUGGGGAUUUGUAUGAUUUCCAUAAGUAGUUUAUGUUGGCAAAGUGCAUGAUUUUCUUUGAUUCGAGUUUGAAAGUUUUUUUUUCAGAAUGAAGCUAGGUGAUAGGCCUAUCGGCAACAUUUCAUUAUUUUCAAUGAUUCGAUUUGUCUGUAUAAUCACCAUGACAUUAAUAUUUCUGCGUCGUGUCUGUUUCAUUUCAUGUAUGCAUUUGUCCUGUCCCUUAUUGUGUGUGCCUUUAAAAUAAAAGAAUAUACCUAAA
Messenger RNA from Penaeus indicus, 3438 nucleotides. Its product is annotated as hemocyte protein-glutamine gamma-glutamyltransferase-like. Gene Ontology annotation, molecular function: protein-glutamine gamma-glutamyltransferase activity. The transcript has 17 exons. Gene Ontology annotation, biological process: peptide cross-linking. NCBI's taxonomy places the organism in Eukaryota, Metazoa, Arthropoda, Malacostraca, Decapoda, Penaeidae. The coding region runs from base 136 to 2424 and encodes 762 amino acids. The record is from RefSeq and is a predicted model, not a curated record.